Rotaria sp. Silwood1 is the source of this 963-nucleotide messenger RNA. The record is from the annotation of a GenBank genome assembly. Lineage: Eukaryota; Metazoa; Rotifera; Eurotatoria; Philodinida; Philodinidae.
AUGACAAACGAAACAACACUUCCAUCUUUGAGUGAAAAAAAAGCUAUGGACGAUGAGACAACACUUCGAUAUUUUACAUCGAUUCGACAACAAGAACCUGAAACAUCAGCAGCUAUAACAGCUAUACGUACAUUACUUGAUGUUAUAAAACGUUCAUCAGCUGGUACGUUAAGUGAAUUAUCACGUGAACUUAAAGUAGCUGUACAAUUAUUAACAACACAAACUGAUUCAUCAAUGCCAAGUGUUAAAUCAGGUUGUGAAUUAUUCUUAUGUUUUAUAACAUUAGCAAAAUUAGAUGCAUAUGCUAUUGAUGAAUGUCGUCAAAAAUUAAUUGAACGUGGUCAAGUUUUUUUAGAUCGAGCAUUAUUAUCACGACAACGUAUUUGUGAAUAUAGUCAAGAAUUUAUUGUUGAUGGAUGUAUUAUAUUAACACAUUCAUAUUCACGUGUUGUUCUUACUCUACUUAAAUAUGCAUCGAAAUUUACACGUUUUAGAGUAUUUGUAACACAAUCUGAACCAGAUAAAAGUGGAAUAAAAAUGAGAGAUGAAUUAGAAGCUAUUGGCAUACCAGCUGUAUGUAUAUUAGAUGCUAGUGUAGCAUAUAUGAUGGAACAAGUAACAUUUGUUUUAAUUGGUGCUGAAGCUGUUGUUGAAAGUGGAGGAAUAAUUAAUAAAAUUGGUACAUUUAAUUUAGCUAUUGCAGCACAUGAAAUGAAUAAACCAUUUUAUGUUGCUGCUGAAUCAUUUAAAUUUGUUCGAGUUUAUCCAUUAAAUAAUCGUGAUUUACCUGAUCAUUUUAAAUAUAAAUCAUCAACAAUAGCACGUUUAAAUGAAAAAGAUCUUAUUAAUGAACAUCCACUUGUUGAUUAUACACCACCAGCUUAUAUUACAUUAUUAUUUACAGAUAUUGGUUUAUUAACACCAUCGGCUGUUAGUGAUGAACUAAUUAAACUUUAUAUUUAA